Dendrobium catenatum is the source of this 2421-nucleotide messenger RNA. Its product is annotated as probable potassium transporter 17. The record is from RefSeq and is a predicted model, not a curated record. Gene Ontology annotation, biological process: potassium ion transmembrane transport. The transcript is spliced from 7 exons. Gene Ontology annotation, molecular function: potassium ion transmembrane transporter activity. Bases 94 to 2223 code for a protein of 709 amino acids. Gene Ontology annotation, cellular component: membrane. NCBI's taxonomy places the organism in Eukaryota, Viridiplantae, Streptophyta, Magnoliopsida, Asparagales, Orchidaceae.
CUGGAAGGCUUAUAAAUUAUUCCACUCCCUUAUCAUUGGAAGUCGAAUCUUACUUAUCUCGCUCGUGCUUCUUCGUCUUCCUCCUCCCUCUUCAUGGACGUGGAGGUAGGCGGCGACGGCGAAAGUCCGGCGACCGGGAAAUGUUUUGCUCGGUGUCUUCCCCGGGAGACCAGCAAUUCCAGUUUCCGCAGAGAUUUUAUUCUGGCUUAUAAGACACUGGGAGUUGUGUUUGGUGGCCUCGUCACAUCUCCUCUCUAUGUUUAUCCCUCCAUGAACUUAGAAUCCCCUACAGAAGAAGAUUAUUUGGGAAUUUACAGUAUCAUGUUCUGGACACUGACUUUAAUUGGGGUGGUGAAGUACAUUUGUAUUGCUCUGAAUGCUGACGAUAAUGGUGAAGGUGGCACUUUUGCUCUCUAUUCCCUACUUUGUAAGCACAUUAACAUUGGCAGCUCUCUUCAAUCAAAGAGUGUCAAUUCAAGGACAAUAUUUUCUUAUUCUGAUGGAGCUAUGGUAACAGAAACAAGAAAUAAACUCGGAAAGUUUUUAGAGAAAAAUAUAAUAGCACAAAGGAUUGUGCUGUUCAUAGCAAUGUCAGGAGUCUGCAUGCUUAUUGGUGAUGGCAUACUUACACCAGCUAUUUCAGUUCUAUCAGCAAUUGAGGGACUUCGAGGUCCUUUCCCUUCAGUAAGCAAAGUCGUUGUGGAGGGUCUUUCUGUUGCUGUGUUGCUUGCUCUUUUCCUCUUGCAAAAGCAUGGCACUUCCCGAGUGAGUUUUCUAUUUUCUCCAAUCAUGGGUGCCUGGACCUUUACUACUCCCAUAAUAGGCCUAUAUAGCCUAUUAAAGUACUAUCCAAGCAUAUUCAAAGCCUUAUCACCUCAUUACAUUGUACAUUUCUUUCUGAGAAAUAAAAGCAAAGGUUGGCAAUUACUUGGGGGUACCAUCUUGUGUAUUACAGGUGCUGAAGCAAUGUUUGCUGAUCUAGGCCAUUUCAAUAAAAGGUCAAUUCAGAUGGCCUUUCUCUUGACAAUAUAUCCUUCAUUGAUCCUCACAUAUGCCGGCCAAACUGCAUAUCUCAUCCGACAUCUAAAUGAUCACAGUGAUGGAUUCUAUAAAUUUGUUCCACACGUUGUGUACUGGCCCAUGUUUAUCAUUGCAACACUUGCAGCAAUUGUUGCAAGCCAAUCCUUAAUAUCUGCCUCCUUCUCUGUCAUCAAGCAGUCACUGCAACUGGAUUACUUUCCUCGUGUAAGGAUAAUCCAUACAUCCCAAAACAAAGAAGGCGAGGUCUAUUCUCCUGAAACUAACUACAUCCUCAUGGUUCUAUGUGUACUGAUCAUUCUUUAUUUUGGAGAUGGAAAAGAUAUAGGGAAUGCCUUCGGUGUUGUGGUUAUACUUGUCAUGCUCAUCACAACAAUAUUGUUAACAAUAGUGAUGAUCAUAAUCUGGAGAACUCCAAUCAUUAUUGCCAUGUUGUAUUUUGUUCCAUUUUUCAUCAUGGAAGGAGUUUAUACAAGCGCUGUAUUCACAAAGAUCCCACAAGGUGGAUGGAUUCCUUUUGUCAUUUCCAUCAUUCUUGCAUCUGUAAUGUUUUCAUGGCACUAUGGAAGGCAGAGAAAGUUAGAAUAUGAGAUGAAAAACAAAAUCCCUAUAGAUUGCCUUAAUGAGCUCUUAUCAAGACCAGAAAUCCAAAGAGUUGCAGGCAUUUGCUUCUUCUAUAACAAGAUAGAAGAUGGGAUUACACCGUUAUUUGGGCAUUAUUUGAAGACCAUGAGAUCCUUGCAUAAGGUGACGAUCUUUAUCACUCUUAGAUAUAUGUUAGUUGCUAAAGUGGAUUCUAACGAAAGAAUUAUCAUAAGAAAGCUUGGGAUUGAUGGAGUAUAUGAGUGUGUAAUUCAUUGUGGGUUUGCUGAUUCUAUUUCUUUGGAAAGAGAUCAUUUUUUCACUGAAAUUAGAGAUAGUUUGGAACAACAUAUCAAGAUGAACAGUGGUGAGUUUUCUCGUCAUAUCGAAGAGGAAAAUUCUGAGUUGGAAAACGCAAAGAAAGAUGGAGUUGUUCAUGUUAGGGGAAAGGCUAAUUUUCAUAUAAGUAAAAGCACCAGCUUAUUUGAUAAGAUUUUACUUGGAUUCUAUCAGUUCUUACAUGGCAAUUGUAGAUCUGCAUUGCCAAAUAUGGGCAUUCCCCUUCAUCAGAGAGUGGAAUUUGGUAUGUUGUAUGAGACAUGAAUGGCAUUUUAGAGGCUAAUGCAAGCACUAGUAAUUCUCAUCCAGCUUCAUUCAUAUUGGAGUGUUUCUAUUGUAAGCAAGAACGACUUGUACUUUCUUGGCCAUGUGGCUUCCACCUUGUCACAUUUUUGUAAUUAGCCUCUUGUAUCAAAUCCUAUAUAUAGUGGCUGAUAUAAUGAGAUUGAAGCUUUUCCUGAA